AGGUUCAAAGGCGACCCGUAAUCCGCACGUGGUUUCCGUUUGCCCAAAGGCCCGUAAUCCGCACGUGGUUUCCGAUUGCCAACCAUCUAAUCCCCCUGGCCCGGAACCAGCCGGCACUAAUACCCAUUACCCAAGGACCCGACACCAACACCGCGUUAACUUUAAACUUGUGGUGGGCGUAAAGCAUUCCGUGGCCACAUGGGGUAUCGAACUCGGGUCCGUAUCGGUUGUGGUAACUACCUCAAGACCACUAGCCCACCACCCCGUGGUUAAUUAUAGGGUUCAGUAUAUAAAGCAUACAAAUUUUUAAAAAAUUUUUUAAAAAUAUGACAAUAUUAUUUUAAUGUAUAGUUGCAUCUUACGGUAACAACUAUACACGUGAGUUGUGGAGGAAAAGCAAGUUCAUACAGCGUUGCGAGUCUCGCACAUUUGCAUUCAAUAAUGGACUGUUUUGAGAGGGAGGGAGAGAGCUAACAAUGACCGUUGAUUGGGAUGUGAGCAUACGAUCAACCAAAUGUGCUAUUUAGUGAAGAGACAAGGGAAUGAGAGAAAACUUAUCAAUAUAUCCUAUUUUGAGAUGAAUGUGAUUUGUAAAGAGAGAAGAAGAUAAAGAGAUUGAGAACCGAGAAGUCAGAAUAAGAGCACACAAGUGGUGACAUCUUUUGAGAAUCAAAGAGAAACUCAUGUUCAUAAAAAGCAAUUCACAUCUUAUUCGUUAUUACUUUGGUGAAAGCCACUUUCUCGAUCUACCCUAAUUUCAAGUCUCAAUGUGAGAGAACCCUAGCCAUGUUUAUUAUCUAAUUAAACCUUUUUCUAUGUAAAAUUUGUUAAGGAGUGAAAGAGCUUGUGAAUCAUACAUCUUUAAGAUUAGCUUCAGAAACAAUAGUGUCACUGCCAGUUUGCGAGGAGCUUCUUUUUUAUUAGAAAGCUUUCUUGAGUGCAAAAGUGAACUAUACUUAUUGACAUAAUUUAUAUUGAACGACGAUAUAUAGAUAUCUUAUAGCAUUUGAGGGUCUUCUUAUUCUACUAUAAACAUUUGAAUUUAUUGUAGCGGCUAGUGACGUCCACUUAUUGAAAAAACAGAUGUACAAUUCCUAAAAUAAAUAUUUUUCGAUCCACACCAAAAACAUCCUUAUUGCAUCACCAACCUAACCCCUCAUCAUAUGAUGAUCACCUUUAUUUUUCCCUUUAAAAUAUACGCACAUCUACACACACACACACACAUAUACACGUGCAUAUAUAUAUGUUUAUAUAUCUGCCACAAUGACAUUGAAAUUUUCACAUAUCAAACAAACACAGAGUAUGAAUAAUAAUAAUAUGAACCCAUCUCUCGACCAAAAUUACACUUGGAACAACAUCAUCAUGAACAACAAGAAUGACCAUCAUCAUAACGAUCCGAUCGAUAUGGCCAUGAACCAACACACUCAACUCCACAUCUUCAAUCCUUUCACUUCAUCAUCUUCUUCUUUUCAUUUCCCGCCUCUCUCUUCUUCCCUCACAACCACCACGUUUUUCUCCGGAGAUCAAGAAGAAGAGGAAGACGAAGAAGAGCCUGUAGAGGAACUCAGUGCUAUGAAAGAGAUGAUGUACAAGAUCGCAGCCAUGCAGCCCGUCGACAUUGAUCCAGCAACCGUCAAGAAACCCAAACGCCGUAACGUUAGAAUCUCCGACGACCCUCAGAGCGUGGCGGCGAGGCAACGCCGCGAGAGAAUCAGCGAGAGGAUCAGAAUCCUCCAGAGACUCGUGCCGGGUGGCACCAAGAUGGAUACAGCUUCAAUGCUGGACGAAGCCAUACGCUACGUCAAGUUCUUGAAACGGCAGAUACGGCUUCUUAAUAAUCCUCCGCCGCCGCAAGAUCAAGCUUCUCAAGUGGUGACGACGUCAUGGGUUUCGCAGCCACCACCGCCAGAUUUCGGCGGUGGUGGAGGAGGAGAUUGGUAUAAAUCAGGUGAAAAUUCCAUUAAUAGUAACUAAACUUAUGUUAUAAACUAUAAACUGUGAGUUAUGGUUCAAUCAGGAAAGCGUUUAUAUAUAAAAACGGACACGAAGUAAGAGUUUGUUAGGAUGUCAUAUAAUAAAUUGUUGUUGACCGAGAAAAGGUUGUGGAAUAAUCAUAACGGUUAGCUUGAGCUGUGUACCACCAUAUAUAUAAAUUUAUAAUUAUCAUUUCGUAAAUAUAAAAAUAAGGUCUUGAUGAUUUGUAGUUUGGUUGUAUACAAGUUUUGGCCGAGCGUUUUUCGGGAACAAGAACCAUGACGCCAUGAAAAGACCUUAUUUAACUAGUGUUAUCAUUGCUGUGUUCAAAAAAAAAAAAAACUAGUGUUAUCAUUGCUGUGGACUUUUGUCUUUGUAUACACACAAUGUAUAAGUUUGUAAUAUACUAUAUUAUUUAUAUGCAUCAUGGAUAAACUCCAGUGAUGCAUUUCUCACUUAUAUGCACGUUAUUCAUAGUGUCGCGAGAUAUAAAUAAGUAGAUACACCAUGUUACAAAAGAGCACAUUGACAUAUUUGUAUAGAGGAUAUAUGGAGCAGAGAAAAUGUACUUUCUCGUUUGUCUAUCGAAUUAAUGAAUCGAAGUUCAGUUUCAAUCUCUUUUUACUUCCCAAGAAUAAAAAGAAAACCUUGACAACAAACAAACUUAAAAUGAAACCAGAGCUUUGUUCCACACUUGUUGGUCAGAAAAAAAAAACACUCAGAAGAGAGAGUGAGCAAAACGUAUGCUCUUUGUUGACUUCAGUUCGAUAUUUCCACUGACUUUUGUGUCUC
Molecule: messenger RNA, 2766 nt
Organism: Brassica napus (rape)
Lineage: Eukaryota; Viridiplantae; Streptophyta; Magnoliopsida; Brassicales; Brassicaceae
Product: transcription factor HEC3-like
Exons: 1
Coding region: 1264-1974 (236 amino acids)
Biological process (GO): regulation of DNA-templated transcription
Molecular function (GO): DNA-binding transcription factor activity; protein dimerization activity
Source: RefSeq, a predicted model, not a curated record